UAUUAUUAUAUACGGAGUGUUCGCUCAUUGCACCAGCCAAGGAUGCUUUGCGGGCACAGUUGACCUCUGCCAUUCUACGUCAACCUGAAAUCGCUUUGCUGGGCUUCGAAUCAGCGCACACGCAUUUCGUGCAUCGCAUCAGUAUUCUUAAAAACUAAUCUACAGAGCGCGUCAGGUGGUUGCGCCGCCAUGGCCCAAGGGGCUGUCGCUCCAGUGCCGUCAAAUGGAGCUCCAUUGACGGCAGAGGAGCUGCGUGAGAUUUUGGAAUACGAGAAAAUUGUGCGAUUUCGAGAUGCUGUUCUUGCUGGAACUCACCCGCGAGUUAAAAUCCCUUCCCAUCUAGUUGGCAAGCAGAUAAAUGCGUCUCGUAAUGUGCCAACACCUCGCCCAAACACGACGACACAAUCCACGCGCUCCACAUCUGGCGCCCAUUAUGAGCGCUCGUCACCAUACCACAACAGCAGAUCACCCAAUAGCUAUCGUGCCUCCACGGGCGGCCAGGUGCCCAUGUCGUCAAGGUCCGAGAUCAAUCCCAUCCUGCUAGAGAAAUCAGAUGAUUUGAUCAGGGCUGAGAUACAAUUGCAGAGGCAGAGGCUUGAAAGGGCUCUGAGGGAUCAAAUUGAACAGCAGCGGUUAGCAACAAAGGCUCUACUGCAGACGUCUGAGUCUCUCCCCAAUUUUGAUAUUUCGGAAGUUUUGUCAAAAGCUCACGCUAUUGUUCACCCUUCCGCUUCUACAGAAAUUGAACCUUCCGUUGACGCUCAUUCUCCUGCCAGUGAUUCUUUUGAUGAGAACACCUUCUACUCCAGUCGGCAUGAUACACCAGAGCGAUCUAGCUCACCACAAAAACAAGAUGAACCCGGUGCACUGCAGCCAUGCAAUUCAAAUGAGCGCCCCGUGGAGGGUCUUUCUACAAAAAGUCACCCAGAUCAGGAUGUGGUCAUGACUGGAGCUUCGCUAUCCAAUGAUAACCAUCUAGCAUCACAGGCGCAUUCUCAAGCGCCACAACUUUCUUCACAGCAGCACCACCAACAGGAUCGAGGCACAGAGCUCCAAGAACAGUCUCUAGAAACUGCUAAUUCGGAGUCGGGCAGCUCACGGGCGGCACACGUUGGAGACACGUCAGAUGUUAGCUUGGGACAGAAGGAGGAAGCCAGCGUUAGUACACAUCAAAAUGAUUCUACAGUGUCACGCGAGGUGACCUCUCAACAGACUGUUGAUCAACUUGCUCACAAUCUGUCUCCAGUUGCGCCGCAACCGGCGCGAGUUUCUCCUCUGGCUACAGCCAGAGAGCCCCCCGUCAUUCGAGAAACACGACCUCCUGAUGAAGCUCCGCCUGCCCAAGUUGCCGCUCUACGCCAAGAGCCCGUGGGGAUCUCGAGUGCAGAUAGCUCUCCGAAAGGCGGGAAGGGGUCAGACAAAAAGAAAGCAAAGAAGGAGAAGAAGAAGAAGCGCAAAGCUCCAGGCAAUGAGAAUGCAGGCACACCUGGUUCCCCUUAUAUUAAGCCAGAACCGCGCUCACCUUCGCCAUUUCCUGUGCUACCAUUACCUCGACCUCAGAAGAGACAGCGGCAAGUGGGCCAGUUCGGUGCCGAGCUCAACUACGACGAGCCUAGAUAUGAGCCUACGGAGGAUAUUCAAGAGCGCACUUCUGAUCGUUACGAGAAAUAUCCGGUAACCAGAACGUACGAAGAUUUUGAGGGUGCUUAUAUAGAAGGACCACGAAGACCAGAACCCAGCUAUCAACGGUUAGAGCGAGACGGGGGCGAUUACCGUCGCGUCAGCAGUGGAAAUUAUGCUCGAAGACCCCAAUCCCCGGCCAUGUACGCUCUCCCUUACGCCCCAGGGGAAGUUCGUCCAGUCAGAGCUGCUUCUCAUGCCGUUGUCGAACGACGACUACAUGAAGAGCCCGCAUAUUACAGAGAUCCGAGGGCUAGCGUGCGCCCAGAUGCAGACCGCGAACGAUCUCGGUCUCCUAUUAUUCGUGAGAGGAGAUCGCCAAUUCCAAUGGGACCCCCUCGACAGCCAGUUCGAAUUGUGGUUGAUGCGUACGGCCGGGAGUACAUUGAUCCUGCCCCAAUGCCAUCUCUGCGACAGUCUGUGGCACCUCCAGCCAGGUACCGUGAUUCAGAUGUUAUCUACGAACGGGCUCCCAUCAGAACAGUAUCUGCUCGUGCGCCAACCGAAGCAUACGAAGAAGAUGGUGUUGUGUACCGAAGGCCUUCUCCAGCAAUUGCAAUACCAAGGCGUGUCAUCACGCAGCCGGAGUACGCUAUGCCACCAGAGUAUAGAUCUUAUCGCCAACGGGAGUAUUCGGUUAGACCAACCACACAGGCUCCCCCCGGAGAAGAGUAUGUGCAAAUUAGGGGGCCUCUGGAGCGUCGUCAAAUGAGCCACUUUGAGCAAGUCCCUCGAGAGUAUGCCACCCGCGCACCAAGUAUGCGUCCGGAGCCUGUUAGAUAUGAGAUACCCAGAGAGUACGUGAGCAGACUACAGAGUGUUCGACCCGAACCGCCUCCACGAGACUUCGCAAGUAGUGUCCGUCCAGAGGCCCGCCGGGAAAUGCUCCCCCCAUCACAGCGAGAGUUCAGCGUUCGGCCAGCCGACCCUAUUCCUCGACGAGAACAUGCCGCUGGCCCUGAAGUCGAGCGAUAUUACGAGGAGGCGCCGAGCCGCCGAGCCGCAGAAGUCGCCUUUAUCGAGCGUCCAAGAGCUAGAGAGGCAUCCGUGGUCGUUUAUGCGGACGAUGUUAGGAGGGAAGUGUACAGAUAAGAAAAGCACGCGCUGGGAGUAUUGGCAUGAAACCUGUAAUCAGUUGGGUCUCUGCGAUCAGAUACUUGUUCGGCCAUGACAGCCUCUAGAAUUAUUGUUCACAUCCAUGGCGGGCCAGAGGAUUCAUUUUUAAUGUAAGCUUGAACAGUAAGGUCUUGAUGGGUAUUUAUGAUGCGAGACGUUUGCGACAUUGAAGAUAAGGUGUACCAGUAUUAGAGAAAUGUAACAUUACAGUUGUCUGCCU
Molecule: messenger RNA, 3016 nt
Organism: Amorphotheca resinae ATCC 22711
Lineage: Eukaryota; Fungi; Ascomycota; Leotiomycetes; Helotiales; Amorphothecaceae
Exons: 2
Coding region: 190-2772 (860 amino acids)
Source: RefSeq, a predicted model, not a curated record